UCCUGUACUAAAUCCCCAGCCAACUUGACGGCCAAUGAACGUUUCCACACUGCGUGGCUGGACUACCUCGUAGCCAUAGCAACGGCCCAGAGCAUGGCUCGUGACAGGAGAAAGUCAGUCAAACAUUUGAGUAUUUAAUGUUUGUUUUCCGACUUCACUGCGCAGGAGACUGUUGACUAUGGGAGACGAGGAAAGAUGUAAGGAGGCGACGCAGGAGGGAGAAGAGAAGGAAAUGAAGACGGUUCUUCUCUGUCCUCCGAUCUACCCACUGCCUGAAGAGAUAGAAAAGAUGGAGCGCAGUGAGACGGUGUGUCGCUACUGUGGUGUGAGCUACCUCAUUUUCCACGAGUUCCAUCAGCUCAACAGCCGACUGGCUCAGUUGGAGGAAGAGCUCCAGGGACUGAGAGAGACCACCCAGAGGGUGACGGCCCAGCGAGAGGCACUGGAGCUGGGCAGGCUGGAUUGGGAGAAGGCGUUUCACCUGGAGGUGCAGCAACAGACGGCGGAGAAAGAGAAAAGCACAAGAGAAGCGCUAGAAGAGAAGCACAGAGACGCAGAGAGAGCUCUGAGAGACGAGGCUGAACAAAAGUACGAGGCGGAGAGGCAAAAGAUAAAAGACGAGCAUCAGAAAAUCAGUGAUGAUAAAGAGGGGCAAGUGAGAAGAGAGCUGGGAGAGCUCCAGGCAGAGACACUGAGGAAGCAGCGAGAAGAGCUGGAGAGGAGGACCGAGGAGAGGGAGAAAGUUCUGACUGACGCACUUCAAAAGGCCAAUAAAAACUUAGGUCAGCUGAGAGAAUAUCUCCAACAGCUGGAAGAGAGGCUGGCAAAAGCGUCUCACACAAAGGAGGAGGCAGGGCAGAUACUCGGAAAAGCGAUGCGGCGAGGUGAAAUUCUCAGAGGAGCGUGUGAGCGGCAGCAGCGGGCCCUGCGAGCGACACUCUCCGUGCUCCGAUCCUCUGGCAGUGGGCUCACAGAUGUACGGGGUUUCCUCAGCCAGCUGACAGGGGUCUGGCAGGCCUUCAGAUCUCAGAUACUGCAGCACAGCACACAGGUGUUCUCAGUGCUGAAGCAUUCCAGUGCGGAGUUACAGAAAAUGAGAGAAGAGAAGGAGCGCCUAACUCAGCAGCUGAUGGAGCAGAGGAGACAGCAUGAGGAGAAGCUGUCCCAACAGAAAGACUCUGAGAACCAACACAGGGGGAAACUACUCAGGUUAAAAGAGGAGUUGGAGGAGAAACACGACAGGUGGUUGUCAUGCCAACGCAGGUGUGACAUCAUGCAGGAGCAGCUGUCAUCAGACCGUGCAGCUGAACAGGAAGUGGCACGACUGAGGGAAGCUGUGGAGAAGGUCCAGCAGGAAGCGAGAGAGCUGAGGAGAGAAAGGGAGAUAUUGGCAGAGUCCCAUGGCAGAGCCCUGACCAAGAUGGAAGAAGACUGCAGACAGAAAAUAACCUCAAAGCUGGCUGCCGCCCUUGCAGAGCAGAGAGCCCAGAAUGCAUUGCACCUGAGGGAGCAGAUGGAGGAGUUGCGCGGGGAGGUGGAGUUAGAGCUGACAAUUGACAGGGAGAAGAACCAAGUGCUGCUUCUACAAUACCAGCGGGACAGCACACAGCUUCAGGAGAAGCUAGAGGAGAGAGAGCAGGUGCUCCGCGGACUGCAAGACGAGCUGCAGGAGGAGAGGGGCACUACAGCUGAGCCUGCUAGUGACGGAGAGAAAUGCUGAACUUCAAGAAGAGGUGGCGUUGCUCCAGGAGACAGUAAGGAGGGAGUGUGAGGAGAGGGAGGAGCUGACUGCUGCUUUGUCUCGAGCACAAGGGGAGCUUCUUGGCCUGCGAUCCCUAGCGUCUCAUCAGGGCUCCUCCAGGUCUCCUCCAAACCCCAUAAAGAGACAAACAGCCCCAGGGAACAAGCAUUUCCAUCUCCAUAGUCAAACCCGGGUCACUCUUACUCGCUCUUUGAACUCCCCAAACACACUGCGACCCUCCCCUUCCUUGACAGACAAAGACAGAGGCCAGGGCACAGAUGGAGGAGGAGCGGGGAGGGGUUUUGAGUCUCGGAAUCGAGAUGAAAAAAGACGAGAGGGGACACUGCCCAGACUGAGAGCCGGCAGCACAGUGGGCGAAGUCAAACGUACAGUCAGUUUAGCAAAGGAGAGACUGUAGAAAGAAAUCAGGAUGUGUUACAGUUAGUGCAAUGGUUCAAAAUAAAAAUGUUAAAAUAUUUGUUUUAUAGUAUUUUAAUGUUAACCAUAUGUUUUUAAUAGUAUUUUUUUAUUGUUCCCUAAG
This is a messenger RNA of Cyclopterus lumpus (lumpfish), 2282 nucleotides long. It is a transcript of the gene lekr1, whose product is annotated as leucine, glutamate and lysine rich 1. NCBI's taxonomy places the organism in Eukaryota, Metazoa, Chordata, Actinopteri, Perciformes, Cyclopteridae. The coding region runs from base 179 to 1720 and encodes 513 amino acids. The record is from RefSeq and is a predicted model, not a curated record. The transcript is spliced from 12 exons.